AUGCGCUUCCUUUUUGCAGCGGCGUUGCUGAGCAUCACUUUUGCUGCCACAGUGGAAGAAUGCCUAACUCAAGUACAAGCAGGAAUGUUUGAAACCCCUUGCCUGAUGCUUUUAUUUACUCAUCCCUUUAAGAGCGAGUAAAAUCAUUAGAAAAUUCCUUAUUUUUUAGAAAAAUUAAUCCUUUAAGAGUAGCAAAAAAUAUUUUUGUCUAUCUAAAUAAUAAUAUAACAAUGAAAUCUCCAGGAAUUCUAUUAAUUUAGAUAUCUUUCAUCCUUAAGAAAACAUUUUAAAAAUUGAAAUAGUUUUUUUUUUUUGUAAAUUAGGAUAUUUUAAAUCUAAAAAAAUUAAUCCCUUUUAAGGGAAGCUAGCAAACUCCUUGGCUACGGAAUGGUGUCAGCCUCUCUUAUGCUAAAAUUCCCUCAGAUCUUAAAAAUCGUCCGCGCAAAAAGCAUAGCAGGUCUUUCCUUGACUUCUUUUUACGUAGAAACCCUCGGGUUUUCCCUUAUCGCAGCUUACAAUAUUCACAAUAAGCAGCCGUUCAGCACUUAUGGCGAAAAUGUGACCCUCACAGCCCAAUGCUGCUUGCAAGUCUUAUGUUACUGGUACUUUGGUAAUAUUAACACCAAGCACAAGAUUUCUGUGCUAUUUUUCUUUGUGUUUGCUUGGAUACUUCCUUUAUUCAGUGAAAUUUUACCACAGAGCUUGUGGAUUAUUGCUCCAAAUAUUAACUUAUGUAUGAACUUUAUCGUGAAAGGAUCACAAAUACUGACUAACUGAAGGAACGGGUCGACUGGGCAGCUUUCUUUUAUUACAAACUUUAUGAACUUUGGAGGAACUUCAGCUAGAAUUUUCACGACUUUUACAGAACUGAAAGACCCAUUCUUGUUGUUCAAUUAUAGCUUUGGGACUUUUCUAAAUGCUGUUAUUGUGUUUCAGCUGGUUUAUUACUGGAAUGUUUCUAUUGAAGAGAAGAAAGAGAAAAAGGCUGACUAA
This is a messenger RNA of Blepharisma stoltei, 993 nucleotides long. NCBI's taxonomy places the organism in Eukaryota, Ciliophora, Heterotrichea, Heterotrichida, Blepharismidae. The record is from the annotation of a GenBank genome assembly.